GGCAGGGAGGCAGGCAGUCAUCACCAGAGGAUCAACGCAUCACAACCCAACACAGCAACGGCUGAAACUUGAUCUGUCAACCAUGAGGAUCAUCAGUAUCGGUCCAGACCCAUCUCUGGCAUAUCGGCCAAAUUUAGAGACGAGUAAGACCAAAGAGAAGGAAGACUACAGAAACUUUGAGAGUGGAAGUCUAUUCGACCGUGUCUUCAACACUUACAGCCUGAUGCACACCUACCAAACAGUGGAGCUUGUAAAACAAAAGCACUCUAAAUGGACCGGCUGUAACCACACACAGAUGGGGAUGAUGGAUGCAAUCAUGUCUCUAGACCAGCUUGUGGAUGAGUCUGAUCCAGAUGUGGACUUCCCCAACUCUUUCCACGCCUUCCAGACUGCUGAAGGCAUCCGCCAAGCACACCCAGACAAGGAAUGGUUCCAGCUGGUGGGUCUAAUCCAUGAUGUUGGAAAAAUCAUGGCUCUCUGGGAUGAACCGCAGUGGGCUGUGGUGGGCGACACUUUUCCUGUGGGUUGCAAAUUUCAAAACUCCAUUGUGUUCAGAGACAACACCUUCCUGAAAAAUCCAGAUGACAAAAAUCCCAAAUACAACACUGAACAUGGAAUCUAUGAACCAAACUGUGGCCUUGACAAUGUCCUCAUGUCCUGGGGCCAUGAUGAGUAUCUCUACAGAGUUAUGAAGUUCAAUAAGUGUCCCAUCCCAGAGGAGGGUUUGUAUAUGAUUCGCUUCCAUUCUUUCUACCCCUGGCACUCCCAUGGAGAUUACACGCACCUGUGCAAUGAUAAAGACUUGCACAUGCUGACCUGGGUCAAAGAGUUCAACAAAUUUGACCUGUACACAAAAACCACUGAUCUGCCUGACAUCAGCAAGCUGAAGGUGUACUACCAGUCUCUGAUUGACAAGUACUGUCCUGGAAUUCUGAAGUGGUAAAGUCCAAAAAGAAGAAGAAAAAAAAGAAAAUUUACAGAAACACUGUUAGAAAACAACUCAUAAUUAUAAUUAAGUAUUGCUUUACCAUAAGAUUAUAGUUGGACUUACUGUCUCCUGUAUACACAGUUUAGUUAUUACUGAAUACUCAAAAUAUACCCUGGA
Molecule: messenger RNA, 1105 nt
Organism: Archocentrus centrarchus (flier cichlid)
Lineage: Eukaryota; Metazoa; Chordata; Actinopteri; Cichliformes; Cichlidae
Gene: miox
Product: myo-inositol oxygenase
Exons: 10
Coding region: 83-943 (286 amino acids)
Biological process (GO): inositol catabolic process
Cellular component (GO): cytoplasm
Molecular function (GO): iron ion binding; inositol oxygenase activity
Source: RefSeq, a predicted model, not a curated record